This is a messenger RNA of Sodiomyces alkalinus F11, 1008 nucleotides long. RefSeq lists its product as hypothetical. The record is from RefSeq and is a predicted model, not a curated record. The transcript has 3 exons. Lineage: Eukaryota; Fungi; Ascomycota; Sordariomycetes; Glomerellales; Plectosphaerellaceae. The annotation marks the transcript as partial.
CGGGCAGCAAGAUGGGUGAUCCGUGCGCGGGUGGCGAAGCAAGAGGCCGCCAACAGGGAGAAGCAACAGGAAGAAGACAACAUUGCUCUGGCCCAGGCCCAAGGUAGCAUGAUGGGGUGUGCAUGCUGUUACGACGAGUUCCCCAUAAACCGCAUGGUUCAUUGCAACGAGAAGCAGUGGUUCUGUAUCGGCUGCGCGAGACAAAAUGCGGAAACCGUCGUCGGCAUGUCUAGAUACGAACUGAAGUGCAUGUCCAUGGAUGGUUGCUCCGCGGGCUUCUGCGCAGGCCAGCGCGCCCUCUUCAUCGACCCUAAGCUGGCAGCUGCUCUAGAACGCAUCGAAGACGAAGCCGUGCUCAGAAUGGCUGCUAUCACCAACCUGGAGACGUGUCCGUCAUGCCCCUAUGCUGCCGAGUAUCCUCCCGUCGAAGAAAAUAAGGAGUUCCGGUGCCAGAACCCCGACUGUCUCUUGGUCAGCUGCCGCCUCUGCAGGCAAGACACUCACAUACCCAAGACAUGUCAGGAAGCGGCCCAUGACUCUGGCAUAUCUGCUCGAAGGCAGAUAGAGGAGGCCAUGUCGGCUGCUCUCAUCCGAAAAUGCAACAAAUGCCAAACUCCUUUCGUCAAAAUAGAGGGAUGUAACAGGAUGACCUGCCCGCAACCGGGCUGUCACAACGUCCAAUGCUACGUCUGCUCCCAGUCUUGCGCGUACAAUCAUUUUGACGACGAACGUCGAGGCGGCCGAGCGGGCAACUGUCCGCUGUUCGACAGCCUAGAGGAGCGUCACCAGGCAGAAGUGCGGCGAGCCGAGGAAGAGGCUCGUCGCAAGGUCAUGGCAGAAAAUCCCGCCGUGGACCCGCGGUUGCUGCAGUUCCGCAUGUCGAAGAAGGCGGUGAAGGUGGAUCGUCGACGGCAGAAUGAACUGGAUCGUCGACGGCAGAAUGAAUUGGAUCGUCGACGCCAUGAAGAGGCACUAGCCGCCGCGCUGCAUGCCUCAGGCUUGUGCUAG